UUACACACCCGCUCUCUCGCACUUCCGCCACACUCUCCGUCCAAUCCAAUAAUAACUAAGCAGUGACACUCUGAGGAGGAGGAGAAGAAGAAGAAGCAAGGAGCCAUGGCGCUAGCUACCAUUCCCUCUGGCCUUGUCAUCACCCCCAAGCUAUCCACCACCACGACUGUCUCCCCAAGGCUUCCUUGCAUCUCCCCCAAGUUCAGAGCCACAUGCUCAGCUAACUCCAGCAACGGCAGCAGCGCCACCAACAACUUCGCCGCACUCGCUCUCGCCCUCGCAGUCGCCGCCUCCCCACUGGCCGCUCCCUCCGACGCCCACGCCGACAUCGCCGGCCUCACUCCCUGCAAGGAGUCCAAGGCCUUCGCCAAGCGCGAGAAGCAGUCGAUCAAGAAGCUGGAGAGCAGCCUCAAGCUCUACGCCCCUGACUCCGCCCCCGCCCUCGCCCUUCAGGCCUCCAUCGAGAAGACGAAGCGCCGUUUCGACAACUACGGCAAGCAGGGGCUGCUCUGCGGCGCCGACGGCCUGCCGCACCUGAUCGUCAGCGGCGACCAGCGCCACUGGGGCGAGUUCAUCACCCCGGGGAUCCUGUUCCUGUACAUUGCCGGUUGGAUCGGGUGGGUUGGCCGGAGCUACUUGAUCGCCAUCAGGGACGAGAAGAAGCCGGCCAUGAAAGAGAUCAUCAUCGACGUGCCUCUGGCCAACAGGCUCCUCUGGAGAGGGUUCAUAUGGCCUGUUGCUGCCCUCAGGGAGUUGGUGAAUGGGGAGUUGGUGGUCGAUGAUGCAGACGUGGGUGUGGGGGCUUAGGCACACACACACUCUCUCUCUCUCUCUCUCUUCCUCUCUCUGUAGCUGGGUCUUGUUGGUGGAUUCUCAUGGGAUUACCCGUUGCAGUCACUAAAACGAAGGAGAGGGCUUGGCUUUGUCGUUAAAAUGAGGGGACAGAGUUUAUUGUACUUAAUAUUUGACACCAUGAAAUGCGAAUGUGUUUCUUCCUUGGAACAUAACAUUCUAUGUACUUUACUUCCGGUCUGGUUUGCUUUUCUAGUAGCUUGAUUUUUCUAUCCAA
Molecule: messenger RNA, 1069 nt
Organism: Nymphaea colorata (pocket water lily)
Lineage: Eukaryota; Viridiplantae; Streptophyta; Magnoliopsida; Nymphaeales; Nymphaeaceae
Product: photosystem I reaction center subunit III, chloroplastic
Exons: 2
Coding region: 106-807 (233 amino acids)
Biological process (GO): photosynthesis
Cellular component (GO): chloroplast thylakoid membrane; photosystem I; photosystem I reaction center
Source: RefSeq, a predicted model, not a curated record